Messenger RNA from Gopherus flavomarginatus (Mexican gopher tortoise), 1440 nucleotides. RefSeq lists its product as uncharacterized. The coding region runs from base 289 to 987 and encodes 232 amino acids. The transcript has 2 exons. The record is from RefSeq and is a predicted model, not a curated record. NCBI's taxonomy places the organism in Eukaryota, Metazoa, Chordata, Testudines, Testudinidae.
GGACUAGAGAUGCAACCAGGUUUCUGCCAAUCUCCCUGCUACAGUCUCUUAUCUAUUCAGAAUUUUUUAUUUGGGAAGGCUUGUUAGAAAGACUCUGUUGCUUAGCAACAGAGCAGGCAUCAGAGGAACAGUAAUUCAGACAGUAAACCAGCAGAGGGCACCCCAGCACAAGAAAACAGGAACCAUGACUUCUAAGGCAAAAAUGGCGGCAGAGGCACAAAUCAAAGACGCAGAGCACAAGCGAGAUAUGGAAAAAAAAUACAAGAACUAGAAAUAAAACAAAAAGAGAUGGAGCUAAGGGAAAGAGAAAAAGAGGCUACCCACAGGAGAGAGUUGGAACUCCUGAGGGAAACCCACCGGCAGGCCCUGGAAUUAGAAAAGGCUAAGCAACAGAACCCAGCCAAUCCUAACAACCCUUCGCCAAUAAUGAUUCCGCAGCACAAGAAAUUUCCCACCUACAAGGCAGGUGAUGACACUGAGGCCUUCUUAGAAAAUUUUGAAAGAGCCUGCCUUGGGUACAGCAUCUCUGAAGACCAGUACACGGUAGAAUUGAGGCCACUGCUCAGUGGACCCUUAGCAGAGGUGGCAGCUGAAAUGCCUAAGGAGAAAAUGAACGAUCAUAAACUUUUUCAAACCAAGGCCAGAUACAGAAUGGGGAUAACACCUGAACAUGCCGGUCAGCGGUUCAGAGCCCUAAAAUGGAAACCAGAUGUGUCAUUCCCCCGACACGCCUACCACAUUGCAAAGAAUUAUGAAGCCUGGAUAUCAGGAACAAAGGUUAACAAUCUGGACAAGCUGCACCACCUGAUACAAAUGGAGCAGUUCUUAGAUGGUGUUCCUGAGGAAAUAGAAAAGUACAUCCUAGAUGGGAAGCCCAAAACAGUAAUGGAGGCGCGGGAGAUUGGAGCCAAAUGGAUGGAAGUGGCAGAAAAGAAAAAACCUACUGUCAAGGGGAGCGAAUACCCCAGGGGGCACCACCGACAAUAAACCCUACAACCGAGGGCAGCCAAAGACCCCACCUACAACCCAAGGAAAGCCACAGACGCCCUAUUCUUCCACCUCACCAGUCUCCAGUAACCCACCUUGACCCAGUGACCAGUCAGCUGGAAGAUGCUUCAAGUGUAAUGAACUGGGACAUAUAAAGGCCAACCGCCCAAAGAACCCCAACCGAGUGCAGUUCAUUACACCACCAUCACACCAAAGAUCCCCAGGCCCAGAUGCCUCUCAAAUACCCUUGGAGCGAAGGGAAAUUUUGAGAGUGGGCGGAAAGAAGGUUACUGCGUGGAGAGACAUGGGGGCACAAGUGUCAGCUAUCCACCAAUCCUUCGUCGACCCCAAAUUCAUCAACCCAAAGGCCCAAGUGACAAUUUACCACUUCAUGUCACAAGCUGUAGACUUGCCUACAGCUGAACUGCCUGUCCAGUACAAAGGCUGGUCAGG